UAUUGAAAUUUGAAAUGGUGUUACGCUUGUAAUGAAAAUGACCAUGUCAACAGCUGACAGACACGAUGAAAACUGAUCCAUUAAGGUUGGCCCUUUUUGUACCACCAGUCCUAAGAUCAGGGUGAAUGAAGUUGGUUCAGAUUUCAGACAGCAGCGCAGACAGAGGAGGAGAUCAUGGUUUCUAACCUUUCCUGAAUUUUAUGGCUGUCAAUUCUUUUCUUGUCUCAGUAUCAAUAUCUUUCAGAGACUUGUAAGUUAUAAAACAAACCACAAGAAGGUUUAGGUGUAGGAGUAAGAAAAGGAAAAAAGAAGAAUAUUGAGCAUGUGUGAAGCACAUGGCACAUGGGAAGAUUAAGGUUUCGUAGGACGGCGUUAUAAAUAUAGAACGCAUGGAGAGUCAAUCCACCAACAAGACGACAAUUCAGUGAAUUCCAAACUUCCAUUUUCUUUCUUCUUUUUUUCUCUCUCGCUGUUAGAACCGUGACUUUGAUCUCCAUAAAUUGUUCUUCUCUUCUUUCUUUUCAUGUACGUGGGGGAAAAUUAACAAAAAUUGAUGUCGGUUUUAACUUACAAAAACUACUUGCCCGGCUUUAAUAAAAUUUAUUAAUUGAUCACCGCUAUGUAUGUAUACGCGCUUUCUUCUGUUCUUGUCCAAAUUUGCUAGCAGCCAGCAGACUCCAAGAAGCCCUCUUAUCUUAUGUCUUAUAUUCCUUUUUCCCUGUCAAAGAUUGAUAGAAAAAGCUCGAAGAAUCUUUUGGACAUGGACGGACAGUGGGGGUUUAAGAGGCUCAAGUUCAGGAUGAUGUUCAUGCUGGUUUUAUCACUGUUUGAUCAGAAUAUGAGCGUUUCCUCGUCUUUGAACGGUGAAGGCCUGGCUCUGCUGAGGUUGAGAGAGAGAGUGGUGAGCGACCCUUUUGGCGCUUUAUCAAACUGGAAGGAAAAUGAUGGAGAAAUUGAUCCGUGUUCUUGGUUCGGGGUGAAGUGCUCCCAUGGAAAAGUAGUUAUUUUAAAUUUGAAAGAUCUUUGCCUUGUUGGGAGCCUGGGACCCGAAGUUGGGAAGCUUGUGUACUUAAAAUCUAUUAUAUUGCGCAACAAUUCUUUCUCUGGAAGCAUUCCUAAAGAAGUUGGGGAAUUGAAGGAGCUGGAGGUGUUGGAUUUAGGAUGCAAUAACUUCAGUGGACCAUUUCCACGUGAUUUUUGCAAUAACCUUUCCUUGGGAACACUCUUACUCGACAACAAUGAGUUUCUUGGCAGCCUGGCAGCUGAGGUUAAGAUGCUUUCUAAAUUUGAAGUAGAUGAGAACCAGCUAAUUAAUAAUGCAGCUGCUAGACCGUCUUGUGAAAGCAGAGAUUUUCCUCAUCGGAACAUCGCCCAGCCAAGACAUGUAGCUCUCUGGAGGCGGCUGCAGCAGUUGCUAGAUCCCUCCAAGGCACACAAGGCCAACAAAAGAGGUUCCCAGCCGUCUGUGCCACCUUCACUUGCACAUAAUCACGUCUCUUUGCCUUCAACGUCCCCUUCACCAUUACCAUUGUCUCCAUUUCUAUCUCCUUUGGGGGCACCAUUUUUACCUCCAUCAGCAUCACCCUCCAGUGACUUUAUUACUCCACCUUCACCUUCACCUUCACCAUCAGUCUCACCUGCAGUAGCACCGGCUCCAGCUUUACCACUUCCAGCAGAACCACCAGUAUUUAUCUCAGAACCACCACAAUCACACAGUGCCCCAGCCAAUUCCCCUGCUUCAACUCCAAGCCAAAUAGAAGAUGAGAGGUCUGAUUCAGAACAUCAUAUGGUUAUAAUGUUGAUUGCAAGCAUUGGGGGAUCCUUGUUUGUUUUGGUUUUGUUCCUUGGCAUAUUCCUCUUCCGAAGCAGUAAGGUGGUUACUGUCAAACCUUGGGCCACAGGAUUGAGUGGUCAGCUGCGGAAGGCAUUUGUCACAGGUGUGCCGAAACUGAAGCGAUCAGAACUUGAAGCAGCUUGUGAGGAUUUUAGCAAUAUAAUUGGUACCUUUUCUGACGGUACAGUCUACAAGGGGACUUUAUCAAGUGGGGUUGAAGUAGCCGUAACAUCGACAGCAGUUGCAUCUCGUGAAGAUUGGUCAAAGAAUUUAGAAACAGACUUUAGAAACAAGAUAGACGCUUUGUCUAAAGUGAACCACAAGAAUUUUGUGAACCUCAUAGGCUAUUGCGAAGAAAAUGUGCCUUUCACAAGGAUGAUGGUUUUUGAAUAUGCUCCUAGUGGAACACUCUUUGAGCAUCUACACAUACAAGAAGCCGAGCACUUGGACUGGGGAAUGCGACUAAGAAUAGCCAUGGGAAUAGCAUACUGCCUCGAGCACAUGCAUCAGCUAACUCCUCCUAUUGCCCAUAGAAACCUGCAGUCUGGCUCUGUGUAUCUGACUGAAGACUAUGCUGCCAAAAUAUCUGAUUUCAGCUUCUUGAGUAAUGCUACCGCAGCCAAGGCGGGAUUGACUACCAUGGAGCUCUUAGAAUCCCAAUCAGCAGAUGCAGAAAGCAACAUUUACAGCUUUGGGGUAAUAUUGUUUGAAAUGAUAACCGGUAGGAUCCCAUAUUCAGUAGACAAUGGCUGUGUUGCAGAUUGGGCCUCAGACUACUUGAAAAGGGAUAAACCCUUGAAAGAAAUGGUGGAUCUAACUCUUAAAUAUUUCCAGGAAGAUGAGGUGGAGAAAUUGUUUGAAGUGAUUAAAACUUGUGUUAAUCCUGAUCCAAAAGAGAGACCAACAAUGAGAGAAAUCGCAGCUAAUUUAAAAGAGAUAACAGCAGUGGGACCUGAGGGAGCAACGCCAAAACUAUCUCCCCUUUGGUGGGCUGAGCUUGAAAUCCUGUCGACAGAAGCAAGUUGAAACCUGAAUAAAGUUAAUUUUUCCCCUUCCCUUUUAGUUGUUGGGCUUCGAAGCAGUGGAGUUUCGGGUAGGUUCGAGUUUCGGGUAGGUUCAAGUUUCUCUAACCCAAUGCCUGGUAAGAGAGAUGAUUUUUUUUUUCCUUGUAUAUAAUUGAGAGAGAUGAAGACUUGCGAGUGAGCCUUGGCUUGUUGCUACUUCCCCAUUCUUUUUGUUCUUUCGUUUUCCUCAUUGGUUCAUUCAUAUGCUAAAGUGGGUUGUAUAAUUUCCAGUAGCAACUUGGGAGAUGAAUAAAGGUUGAUUCUCUACCUCUCUA
Messenger RNA from Gossypium raimondii (Peruvian cotton), 3173 nucleotides. RefSeq names its product inactive receptor-like serine/threonine-protein kinase At2g40270. The record is from RefSeq and is a predicted model, not a curated record. NCBI's taxonomy places the organism in Eukaryota, Viridiplantae, Streptophyta, Magnoliopsida, Malvales, Malvaceae. The coding region runs from base 698 to 2860 and encodes 720 amino acids. The transcript is spliced from 9 exons. Gene Ontology annotation, biological process: protein phosphorylation. Gene Ontology annotation, molecular function: protein binding; protein kinase activity; ATP binding.